AUGGCCAUCUCAGCCGGGCGCGUGUCUUUGCUCUUGCAUGCAGCAGGGCUGAUCUUUGUCUACUCUUCAUAUGGGGUACUCCAGGUGGGUGCUGUUUUCAAGAUGUAUCUGGCUAAUCCGAAGCGCCCAGCCGCCGAGGCUGUCACGCGUCGGCGCUUGCGUCAGGAGCUUCGCUUGGGCAUGGGUCUCUCAGGCUAGAGAAGCUUGGAUCUGGCUUAAUACCGGAGUGCUUGGGCUGACACUCUACCCCAAUCUUGUCUAUUCUCGCCCAACAGGAAAAGAUCAUGAAAUCGACUUACGGUGAGCCCAUCUCUGGCUGCUGCGCGGCCGCUCUGCCUAGCGUAUUCUCCUUGUUCUGACAAUCGUCGUUCCAUGCUUCCCGGUCCCUCGAACGAUGCGUAGGCCCGAACGGAGAACGCUUCACUUCUUCCUCGCUGCUCAUUGUCGCCAACCGUGUCAUCAGCGUUUCGGUCGGUCUGAGUAUCCUCUUCUUCAAAUCUCGCCAAACACCCGAGGCCGGCAGCUUUUCCGCUCGACUACGGCCAGCUUCAUCGAUGGUCGCCUACACCAGUGUGGCCGUUUUCAACUUCCUUAGCACAACCUCCCAGUACGAGGCGUUGAAGUAUGUCUCGUACACGACCCAGUCGCUUGCCAAGACGAGUAAGAUGAUCCCUGUACUCGUCGUCGGUGCCGUCGUCUGGAAGAAGCAACACAAGCGCAGGGAGUGGGUCGCCGGCGCUGUCAUCUUGAUGGGGUACGUCUCGGCCACUCUAUUCUGUUACUCCCUUCAAUUUUCAAAUUCUGCAUUCGGUGGCACUGACCUUGCGCCUUGGCCCACCUUGCUGCGUGCGCAGCUGCGCGACGUAUCUUUUCUCGCAGCCGCCAAACCCCAAGCACCUCUCGACCUCGACUGACCAGCAUUCGGCGUGGAACGGUUUUAUUGGGGCACUCUUCUUGACUGCGUACCUGUUCUUCGACGGAAUGGUCUCUACGACGCAAGAGAAAGUGUUCGGUCGCAACCCCUCCUCUGAUCCUUUCGGGGCCGAGUCCCCCGUGCUCGACCAGAUGGUGAGCUCGGACCCCUCCGCGCGGAAGAGAAGUUUGACCGUCGUCGCUGACUGUGCCUUCGCUUGCUCCAAGAUCUGGACCAAUGUCUUUGCUGGCGGUAUUGCCCUUCUUGUGGCUCUCUUGUCGAGCACCACCGGCUCCCUACUGCCCAACUUGGUAUUGCUCAUGACGAGCCCUGCGCUCGUUUGGGACAUCCUCACCUUUUCCGCCGCGAGUGCGAUCGGAUUGAUCAUUCUUCUCAACACCAUAGCUUCCUUCGUAAGUCCGCCGCACGACACGACACUAGUCCCGUUGAAUGACUGUACCAUAAGUGUUUUCGACUGUGCUGACGCGCGAUUGAAUUGUACUUGUAGGGCGCUUUGACGAGCUCGUUGAUCAUGACGAUCCGCCAAUUUUUGUCAAUCCUCAUCAACGCCGGCUUGUUCGGCAACUUUGGCGCCGUCAGCAUCGAGGGAUGGUGCGGUGUCGGCUGGGUCGCGAGCGGUAUCUGGAUCAAAAUCAACAAGUCCUUCGACCCGCCCAAGCAAGAAAAGGCUUUGCCCAAAGUUGUCGUCUUCUCCGAGGACUCUGACGAAGAAUCGGACAACCUCAUCCACGAGAAGGAGGCCCUCAAGGACGAUGUUGAAGAACCUCUUCACAACUUCCAGAAGAAGUCGCCGUCACUCAUCAAGAUCUGUGAGUUGCACUCGACGCUUUUACCCUUAAAGCAAUUUCAACUGGGACUGACGCACCUACUGGGGACUGGAUCACCCUCGAAGUCACUUUGCAAUACCUCAUCCCCGUACUCGUCCCUCUCGCCCUUGCCAUCGUCAUCGCUCCCUUUGCCCUCUCGAGCGGAAGCUUGCAAUCGAGUGGUGCGCUUUCGAAGACGCAGGAAUGGCCGACGAAAUGGGUUGAGCAUGCGCCUACGUGGCUCAAGGGCUCCACCGCCCAAGACAGCACCGCCAGCUCGGCCACGGAUAAGUAUGAUCCCAGCGCCGCCGAGUCCUUUGCCGAAGCCGAGGCCGAGGCUCAGAUCGAGCAGGAGGAAGCCCAGUCGACCGAUUCUGAAGCCGACGGAGCUUACCUUCCCAGCCAAGAGACCACCGACUUGGUCGACGACACCGCGGCUGACGACUCGCCGGACGCUUCGGCCCCCGCGGAGGAAGUAGCGGACAACACUGAAAACGCGCACGAGGAAGAGAUGCUUGCUGAGGUGAAUGCAGCCGAGUCGGCCGAAAUGAUCGAGCUGCAAGGGGGUCGAUGGGCGCAUCAGCUCCACGACGCUGUCAAGCCCAAGUGCGGGCACAUCGACACGAUCCCGUACUCGACGCAGACGCGCACAGGCUUCGUCUCGUUCCCUCGCUCGGGUAACUCGUUCAUGAGGUCGCUAGUGGAGAGGGCCACGGGCUACCAGACGUCGUCGGUGUGUAAGUUGCGACUCUCCGGCGCCGUCGGCCGGUAUCUUUUGCUACGGAAUGCUGAUUUCUACGUGAGCGUCCUUUACACUUUCUCCAUCGACAGACUGCGAUCAAAAGCUCAGUCAAACGUUCACGGGCGAAUGCGACCACAACACCAACUUCUUUGUCAAGGUGAGGCUGGCGGAAGACCCCCUUGUAUGCGGAUCUCUGUGCUUGUCGCUCAACACUUCUCUCCUCCCUCUCGUUGCGACACACAGACUCAUUUCCCUGCUCUUCCCAAGGGGGCCAUCCAAAAUAAUCUGGACUAUUUCAAGACCUUCGAUCAGACGUUCUUGCUCGGUACGUCAAUUUAUUACAAUGCCCGAUCGUUUCGGAACUCAACAACUGAUGAAUAUAUCUGCCCGUGGUGCUACCUCAGUUCGCAACCCUAUCGACGCCAUGGCAUCGUGGUGGCAGCUCCAGCAAAGUGGGCGCACCCCCGAAGGCUACCUGCAACACAACGCAAAGACCGCGAUCGAAGGAGGCAAGUUCGGCGAGUUACAUCGCAAACGCCUGCUCGACAUGGCACAGCGAUGGGCCGACCACUCCAUGUAUUGGCUCGAUGUGCCCAUCUUGACGCACACCAUGCGUUACGAGGACCUCAAAGCCUCGCCGAUCCCCCACAUGAUGGGCUUGCUCGCGUUCCUGCUGCCGGAAGAAGACCUUCCCUCACUCGAGAGUUUGGCGUGCAUGGUCGAGCACGACGAAUCCCACGAAGCGUAAGUCCUUUGCCGUUCCUGGGGUCCUCACCUGACCGCCACACCGGUACUGAGCCGCAGCCGUCUUGCCCCAUGUGUUUCAGGUACCACUCUCGACGUGCGAGCGAAUUUGCUGCGUGGGACAUGUUCGAGCCCGAACUCCGAAUGGAUAUCCUCCUCACGGUCAAGAGGCCCUUCUGCAUGUUUGGCUACGAAAAGGUUCUGGAGCGAGCUAAGGGGGCACUCCCGGAGAUGGCGGGUUUCUGUGCGGACAUUGUGGUUGACCGCGCAAGCCAGCAGAGCAAGCGAACCUCGCUCCGGAGCCGAAGGGCGAGGAGUUGA
Microbotryum saponariae is the source of this 3547-nucleotide messenger RNA. The record is from the annotation of a GenBank genome assembly. NCBI's taxonomy places the organism in Eukaryota, Fungi, Basidiomycota, Microbotryomycetes, Microbotryales, Microbotryaceae.